Nilaparvata lugens (brown planthopper) is the source of this 1513-nucleotide messenger RNA. RefSeq lists its product as uncharacterized. The transcript has 4 exons. The record is from RefSeq and is a predicted model, not a curated record. Bases 126 to 863 code for a protein of 245 amino acids. Lineage: Eukaryota; Metazoa; Arthropoda; Insecta; Hemiptera; Delphacidae.
UGUGUACUACUCAUGUGUAAAAAUGUAAACAAAGAUUGGCUGAGCGGGCAGCGGCCAGUAUUUUACGUUUUUAACUCACUUGCAAUAAAUUUAUUUUAAAAAUUAUUGCUAUUUAAAAAAUAAGAAUGCCUAGAAGUAAAGUUAAUUGUAGUGUAGUUGGUUGUCAUAACAACUAUAUGAAUACAGAAAAUGUUGUAUUUUAUUCUUUUCCUACAAGAUCAUGGGAUAAGGAGCGCCGAGAAAAGUGGAUUUCUAGUGUUAAAAGGAUCAAAGAAGAUGGAACACCAUGGCAACCGACAAUAUAUUCUAGAAUUUGCAGUGAUCACUUCAUUAGCAAAAAGAGGAAUGAUCAUCCUUUACAUCCCGAUUAUGUGCCUUCAGUAUUUCCAGACUGUUAUAAGAAGAGGAAAGCUGAAAAUACAAGCAGAUUUAGUAGACUUCAGAAACGAGGCAGAUUAAAUAAGUAUAAGAAUAUAGAAGCUGGAGAAAAUCUUCCAGAAAUUGAAGAAGUCGGACCGCCUAUUGUUGAUAAACAUUUUGAAGACAAGUGCAUCCAGGAUGACAUAUCAGAGUUAUGUAAAGAGUCGGAUGACUGUGAAACUUCAAGCUGUGUUACAAGAGAUGAUAUAAUUCUCAUGGAAGACAACCUCUAUGAUAGCAAUCUUUAUCAUGAAGAGGAUGUCAAACCUGACAUUCUUGGAGUAAAUGACACGGGUAAUAUGUUUGCAACAGAUCUGUCGGAACAGGCGAAUGUUCCCAUUACUAGCAGUGACAGAAAAAGGAGUCGAACGGAGUCGCAUUCACCCUGUGUUGAUAUGCGGGGGUCGGGAAGGAAUCUGAUACAGAGGAACUACUCAAGGUGAAGCGGCUGCGUCAACUCAUUGAAAAUGAGGCUGAACUUCAUCGGUACAACGUUGAAACUGCCAAGUUGGCUCUAAAAGAACAGGAAUUGAAAGUGAAAAUUUUAGAAGUGCAACUAAAAAAGGAAAUGAAUAAUAGAUAAGAACUACAAUCGAUGAUGUAUUCGUAGCUCCUCAUGAGAAGUGUAGGCUAUUUAUAAUCUUCUAGGUUAGUACUAGCCAUUGUUUCAUAUUUUUCAUUGACAACAAUUGCUUACUUCAGUUACUCUAUUAAGAGUACCUACUCUUAAUAGAGUAACUGUUUUACUAUUCAAAUUAAAAUCGGUUAAUAUCUAUUUUAUUCCAAAAAAUAAAAUCAUUAUUCGUGUUACACUAUUUGUGUUAUUGAGAUCUUCAUCACAAACUCAUAUACCGUAACAAUUAUCAUUACAAUCAGAUUCGAAAUAUUCCCAGAUUCUGACUUCAUUGUGAUUCACUAUUUUCUUGUGGGAAUCAAAAUGAUUCAUAUAAAAAAAUGUAGUUUUAAAACUAGUUAAUUGUAUUUUUCAUAAAUAAUCCAUUCAGAAAUUUAGUUUUUAGAUUGGGUAAUUGUAUUUUUCCUGAAAGAAUUUGUGCUAGGCUGAAAAAAUUGAGUAAAUUAGUUGACCAACUAA